UCGUCACGUCAACAUUUGUACCAUUUUAUCAAUAGAAGUAGAUGCUGCCCAUUUUGUAUGUUUCCAACCGUUAACAUUGUGAUACCUACUCAAAUUCUCGUUGUAUGCUGCACGAGUCGCAUCCGCAUCGGAGUUUAAAGCGGAGCUUGAAAUGGCGGUGCAAGCAACGCAGUCGCAGCGUCUUUCAGUAGUCGGUGAAGCAGCAAACAUCGACCAAAUUAUAUUGAACAUUAUUGACGUCCGGCGAAUCAAGCAACUGCAUCUUACCGAGACGGAUAUUCGUUCGCUCUGCCUGCGCUGUAGGGAUGUGUUUCUCCAGCAGCCCAUGUUGCUGGAGCUUUCAGCGCCGGUCAAGAUUUGCGGCGACUUACAUGGCCAGUUUACGGAUUUAUUGAGGAUGUUUGACUACGGCGGCUAUCCACCCGCCUCAAACUAUUUGUUCCUAGGCGAUUAUGUGGACCGUGGUAAGCAAUCCAUUGAGACGCUAUGCCUGUUGCUCGCCUACAAGAUCAAGUUCCCACAAAACUUCUUUGUUCUGCGUGGAAAUCACGAAAGUGCUGGCAUCAACCGCAUCUAUGGAUUCUAUGAUGAGUGUAAGCGGCGUUAUACCGUCAAAUUGUGGCGAACCUUUGUGGACUGCUAUAAUUGCAUGCCGGUGGCUGCCAUUGUGGAUACGAAGAUUUUCUGCUGUCAUGGUGGGCUCAGUCCUGAACUGAACAACAUGACCCAAAUAACUAAGCUACCGCGACCUUGCGAGGUUCCCGACAAAGGUCUGCUCUGCGACUUGCUAUGGGCCGAUCCGGAUGCCAAGAUUAUGGGCUGGAGCGAUAAUGAUCGUGGAGUUAGUGUCACAUUCGGUGCAGAUACGGUGGGCAAGUUUGUGCAUCGCUUCAAGUUUGAUUUGAUCUGUCGUGCUCAUCAAGUAGUCGAAGAUGGGUACGAGUUCUUUGCCAAGCGCCAGCUUAUAACAAUCUUCUCGGCCCCCAACUACUGCGGCGAGUUCGAUAACGCAGGUGCUAUGAUGUCCGUCGAUGAGACGCUUAUGUGUUCGUUUUUUGUUCUGAAGCCGUCCAAGAAGUCGGGUCUACGCAAGGUACAGGCCAAGGUUUAACCUAUGUGAUCUGAAGGCAAUAUUGAUGUGAUGUGUUUUUGUGUGAGCUACAAGUCGUAUAAA
Molecule: messenger RNA, 1174 nt
Organism: Drosophila novamexicana
Lineage: Eukaryota; Metazoa; Arthropoda; Insecta; Diptera; Drosophilidae
Product: serine/threonine-protein phosphatase alpha-2 isoform-like
Exons: 1
Coding region: 152-1111 (319 amino acids)
Cellular component (GO): nucleus; cytoplasm
Molecular function (GO): protein serine/threonine phosphatase activity
Source: RefSeq, a predicted model, not a curated record